This is a messenger RNA of Sapajus apella (tufted capuchin), 5807 nucleotides long. RefSeq names its product olfactory receptor 6K2. The coding region runs from base 2022 to 2972 and encodes 316 amino acids. Gene Ontology annotation, cellular component: membrane. Gene Ontology annotation, molecular function: G protein-coupled receptor activity; olfactory receptor activity. Gene Ontology annotation, biological process: G protein-coupled receptor signaling pathway. Lineage: Eukaryota; Metazoa; Chordata; Mammalia; Primates; Cebidae. The record is from RefSeq and is a predicted model, not a curated record. The transcript has a single exon.
UUUGCGAGGGUUGCCAUAAGAAGAACUACAGAGUGGGUGGUUUAAACAACAGAAAUUUAAUUUCUCACAAUUCUGAAGACUAGAAGUCUGAGAUUGAGUUUUCAGCAGGGUUGCUUUCUUUUGAUUCCUUUCUUCUUGACUUUGAGUAGGUGGCUGUUUUCUCACUGAGACUUCAUAUGGUUCUCCCUCCGAAACUGUGUCUAAAUUUCCUCUUAUUAUAAGGACACUAGUUCUAUUGAAUUAAGGGCCAUCCUAAUUUCCUUAUUUGAACUUUGUCACCUCUUUACUGUAUGUCCAAGUACAGUCACAUUCUGAGAUACUGGGGGUUACAAAUUCAAUCUAUAAAUGUUCAGGGGACACAAUUUAACAGCCUAUAAUAGGUAAGGAUGUACGCUUGGGUCAAAGUGAGGUUUCUAAGUAAGAGUCCUGAAAAAAAUGUGGAGCUUAUGAGAGAUAUCAAAAACAAGAAAUUCUGGAGUCAUAAUAAUUAUGGAGAAUAGAAGGCCAAUACAAGUUGAUAAAUAAUCUUGAAUAAAUAAGACCUUGAAAGAAUAGAUUCUUCUGUAUGAAAGGAAAUAUAGAGAAAAGAUCAAAUGAUGACAAAAUUUGGGUUUAUCUUUAUACUUGGGAUAAAAAAAAUUAAUCAAUGAGGAAAACCAGGAUAGUUCGACAUCAAAUAGGGAAAAAAGGAGAGAGAUCACGCAUUGGACAAUUGAUCUUUGGAAGCUAGUGGUAAUGAAGACAGAGGGAGACCAUUACAUUUCAGUCAGAAAGUUGCUGGUAUACCUUAAAAGAGAGAUAUGGGAAGUUGAGGGUGGAUAAAUUAUUCAAACAGAUUCAAAGAAGAAUGAAUAGAAUAAAUACCUUUUAUAAAUUAGAGAAAUAAUGCAGUUGUCACAAAGGAGGGAAAUAAUCUGAAUAGAAACAGCAUUUUGUCCCAAGAUAAGAAGAAAUGUGCAUGUUUAAUUGCAGAAGAGAUAGAGAGUAAAACAAAUCAUUCUGAAAGGAGAAUAAAUUAAUAGGGCAAUAUCCUAUAAUGUGUGCAGUUUAAAUUGUAUUCUACAGGGCACUGCAGCUCUGCCCUUCCAACUACCCCAUUCAGUUGUACCAGAGCAGUUGUAUAACUAUAUUAAGCAUUUGUUUAUUAAUAUAGUUAGUUUUUAUGAAUUACUUCAUUUGACCAAAGCCUUCUGGUACAAAAUCCCUUCAAGAUCUCCUGACCAAGAAGAUGUAGAAAAGAAGGAAGCAAAGGAGAUAGAAUGGACCAUCUUUUAAAAGAAGGUAAAAUAACUUAUGAUUAUUUCUAUAGCUUUUCUUCUCCAAAUAUUCUCCGAAUUAUGAUUAAGAAUAUACAUACAAAGAGAGAGAGAGUUAUCAGAGAAAGUAAGAGGGUUGAAAGAAUUCACCAGUAAUGGCUUUGUCUUUAUUAUAAAAAAUAUGCCAUUCAAAUCAUAUGCCAAGAAUCCAAUAAACUGGGAGCUUGAGAAAAAAAAAUUUUGGAACAGUGUGGGAAGAUAAGAUUUAAAUAUGGGAAAGAAUGUCGUCUUAAUUAUUUGUGAUUCCUUGAAUGCCUUGUCUAAUUCUAUGAUUGCCUAAACACAAUGGUUUUAAAAUAUGGUCCCCUGACCAGCAGCACCACCAUUGCCUGACAAUUUGUUAGAAAUGAACAUUCUUGGGCCCUACCUCAGAACUAUAGAUUAGGAACAAACUCUCAUUAUGAGGACCAGCAAUCUGAGUUUUAACAAGUCCUCCUGGUGAUUUUGAUGCAUGUUAAUAUUUGAGAAUCUCACAUCCAAAAUAUUGACUGUGUUUUCUGAUUUUUUUUUUCCACACGACAACUUAAGUUGUAAGUAACUGUGGAAUUUGGACCAUAUCCUUCUUCCUUGUCUCCCUUUAUAUCCCCAUUACAGGACUCUAUCCAGAGGCUGACUUCUUAUAAGUGUAUUUCUUUAACCAAUAGUCGAUGCCUCCUGGAAGCCUUGAGUGCGCUGGAAACUGAAACUCUCACUUCCAGCUUGGAGAUGGAGAGCCCCAAUCGAACCAUUGCUCAGGAGUUUAUCUUCUCUGCUUUCCCCUAUUCCUGGAUUAAGUCCGUUGUCUGCUUUGUUCCAUUGCUCUUCAUCUAUGCUUUCAUUGUUGUUGGAAACCUGAUCAUCCUCACAGUGGUCCAUCUGAAUAUUCACCUGCACACUCCCAUGUAUGUUUUUAUCAGUGCUCUUUCUUUCCUGGAGAUUUGGUAUACCACAGCCACAAUCCCAAAGAUGCUCUCUAGCCUGCUUAGUGAGAGAAGGAGCAUUUCCUUCAAUGGUUGUCUCUUGCAGAUGUAUUUCUUCCAUUCUACCGGCAUCAGUGAGGUGUGUCUCUUGACAGCUAUGGCCUUUGACCGCUACCUGGCUAUCUGCAGCCCUCUUCAUUAUCCCACUAUCAUGACCCCCAAGCUAUGUGCCCAACUGACUUUAAGUUGCUGUGUUUGUGGCUUUACCACACCCCUUCCUGAGAUUGUCUGGAUCUCUACACUGCCAUUUUGUGGUUCGAAUCACCUUGAGCAUAUCUUCUGUGACUUCCUCCCAGUGCUGCGCCUGGCCUGCACAGACACACGAGCCAUCGUCAUGAUUCAGGUAGUGGAUGUCAUCCAUGCAGUGGAAAUUAUUACAGCUGUGAUGCUCAUCUUCAUGUCCUACAUUGGUAUCAUGGCUGUAAUUUUACGGAUUCGUUCAGCUGGAGGCCGCCGCAAAGCAUUUUCCACGUGUGUCUCUCACCUCAUUGUCUUUUUGCUCUUCUUUGGCAGUGUGGCUCUCAUGUACCUGCGCUUCUCUGCCACCUACUCCUUGUUCUGGGAUACAGCCAUUGCCCUGGCCUUUGCAGUUUUGUCUCCCUUCUUCAACCCCAUUAUCUAUAGCCUGAGGAAUAAAGAAAUAAAAGACGCUCUAAAAAAGCACAUAGGUCAAGCUAAGACUUUUUUUUUUUGGUAAGACCAGGGACCUCAGGUAAGAUAUCUUAGCUGAGAUUCUGUAUAGUUGCUGGAUCCUCUUCACCUUCAGCUAUCAACCGUCUGUCUUUUUCUGUCAGCCUUUUAUUGAAACUGGUUUCCCAACGCUCACCAAAAAAAAUUUUCGCUAAUAGCUAAAGUCAAUAGCUUCUCUUUAAUCUUUAUUCAACUAGACAUAUUUUUCAAUCUGACUUUAUUAAACUUUCUGCCACUCAAGUUAUUUAAAGUGAAUUGAUUUUGUUGAAAUGUUCUGCAUAAACAUUCACUUUAAUUUUAAAGCAAUCAAAAUAUUUGUCUGUAAGACAUGAUAAUUUUAAAAGUAUCCUUUAAAAAGACUAGGUUUUAUCCGUGGUGCCUCCAGCUUCUACAGUUGAAGAAUGACUCAAAUUUUUAAAUUGAUUAUCCAAGUAUUAAUCAGUAAGCAAUUUAAUUAAGUUACUUAUUAAAUAAUCAGUUUUUCAUGAUAAAUAAAAAGCCCAGAUGUUGCAUUCACUGUGAUCAAAUGCAUUGUACAUAUUAAUAAACAUAAAAAUUAUUUGUUGAAUGAAUAAACCAACAUACCACCAUGCUGCAUUCUGAUUUUCUAGACAAUCGAUCAAUUGUAUUAGGCAAUGGCUCUUUCAAGUGCUCUCCUUUGGCUUUUAGGAUUAUGAACUCUUUUUUAUCCUACCUCAUCGAUGCUUCUUUCUCUUGCUGAGUCUUCAUAUCAUACCUGCUUCAUAAAAAGUGAUUUUUUUCUCCAGGGCUCACGAUUCAGUCAGAAUAGGAUAAAGCUUAUUACUGAGCAAAUGUUAAUAAAUUUUCACCCUUCUCUAGCCUGCCAAGACAAAUCCUAUAGCUGUCAGUGUGAAUUCCCCCGCUUUGUGCCGCAGCACUUUCAUUACUUUUAACCCUAAAUCUCAUGAUAUUUUAAAAUCAAACAGAAAGGCAAAAGUUAAGGAGAGAUCAUAUAAAAAGGGUUAAUGCUAUCAAAUAAAAGUCUGGGAUACAGAAGAGAAGAAUAAUCAGAGAAAAGCUGUUGAUCGUGGGUGCAGGGGUUUGGGUAAAAGAAAGGCUUCAGAGGAUACUUCUUAGUUUAAGAACAGGAGGACGAGGGAAAAAGAAAUGCAAGAAGUAUCACUGAGUUUAAGCCGCAUAUUUUUAAUGUUCUUCAAAUGACAUGAAAAAUGUCAUUAUUUUUCUAAUUGAUUGACUAAUUUAUGCUAUUGUAAGUGCAAUAUUGUUACAGAGCUGAUACACAUAAAGCUCCGUUAUGUGAAAGGGUCACACCAUUUUUUCUGUCCUCUCUACUUUUAAGUUUUGUAAUAAAUAAUAGUUUCCUAAAUAUUAUCAAUAUCCCUAAAAAUUAAUAUAGCUAACACUACCUGUCUUACAGCCAUACUUUCUCAACUUCAAGCUUCUUUCUCCACUGCAAACUGAGCUAUUCUUACAACUUAAAUCUGGUUGCUUUAUUACCCUGCCUUAAAUCCUUCUGUGAUUAAACAUACCUUCAUUUUAAAUUAUAAACAUUAAAGUAAUUUUACUAGUUCUGUGUGUGUGCGUUCAUGCAUGUAAUAAAAAAAAUCCAAGCUGAGGGAAAAACAAGAGAAAAUAAAAUGGAAAAAAAAAAGUUCAUUGUGUGUUGAUGAUGUUCCUCUUACCUUGUAAAUUUGCUCUUAGUGAAUACAUGGGAUUAAGGAAACACGUGCCUUCUGGCUUGCAGAGGACAGAAGCUGCUAACUUAUUCCCUGAUAACUUUAAAUAUACUUAUUUUACCUAAAAUUGCACUGCACUUACUAAUCAAAUUUUUACAACUGAUGUUCUCUGCAAAGUGGCACCUCCUGGCAGGAGGCCAACUAGCACAAACUAGAGGAUUAAACCACCAAAGGUAAGAACCCUCAUGGAGUCCGUUUCACCCAGUUGUCACCUCUACCAGAGGUGCAUCUCAUGAUGUGGCUGGCUAUGACAAAUGCAGCAAUUUAUGUAUUUGGAAUAUUGGCUUUUAAAAUGGUGACUCUUUAUUCUAGCAUAUUAUACAGUACAUGGAACAUAGUAAGCACUUGCUAAAUAUUUGAAUAAGCAAACAAAAAUGUAAUAAAUUGCAUAUCCAAUUAGUUUUCUAAACUAGAGCCUCUUUUAUUCUUUUUUGCCUCACAGCUGAGAAGAUGAUAAAUAAGAAUCAGACAGCAGUGAUUGAAUGUGUAUUCACUGGCUUUCCUUGCUUGCAGGAGGGUGGGCUUUUGUUUUUUAUCCUCCUGCUCAUUUACCUGAAUCUAACAUGUGUGGACACUGGCACAGUUGUAUUAAUCAAGCUUGUGGACAUUGUACAUGCUGUGGAGAUCAUACAGCUAUAAUGCUGGUGACUUUGGCUUAUGUCCAGAUUAUUGCAGCAAUCCUAAGAAACUGCUCUGCUGAUGGAUGCCAAAAGGCAUUUUCUACCUGUGCUUCCCAUGUUGCUGUUUUCUUAAUCUUUUCUGGAAGUGUAGCCCUGAGGUACCUGCUCUUCUCUGCCAAGUACUCCUUUUUUCUGGGACACAAACAUCAGCCUAAUGUUUGCAGUGCUGUCACCAUUCUUCAAUACAAUUAGCUGUAGUCUGAAGAAUAAAGAGAUAAAGGAAGCAAUAAAAAAGCACAUGCUCCAAUCAAUGAUAUUCACACGUCAUGUCAGAUAAGACCAAAUACACACCUCUUCAUUAGCAAAGAAUAUUUACUGAAAUACUUACAUUAACCUUUUCAGUGUGUUUGUUGCUGCUGUGCUUCCUUUUUUGGUGUAGAGGUAGUAAAUGAUGUUUAGUCAUUCUUAUUAUCUCUGUGGACUUAGUCAAUGUCCUCAGAGGUU